AUGGAUAGUUCUGGCAAACCCCAGCUAAAUGCAGCUAAUGCAAAAAAAGAUUUGUCCAAAAACCGCUUCACAGAAUUGCCUGAAGAAGUUACUGAAUUUAUUUUUCUAGAAAAAUUACAUUUACAUCAUAACACUAUCAGAGUGAUACCAGAAACCGUAGCAUUACUUCAGUCGCUAAGCUAUCUAGACAUAAGCCACAAUCAAUUGACAGAACUACCUCGAGAAAUUUGUCGUCUACCUCUUCAAACUCUUUUGAUUGCCUAUAAUAGACUUGUUUUAUUACCAGAAGAAUUAGGGAGAAUGUCAAUUUUGUCGGAAUUAGAUGUCGGGUGCAACGAAAUAACAAGUUUACCAUCUCGAAUAGGUGAUUUACCUCGUAUAAGAAGUCUUGAUCUGAGAAGUAAUUUCUUGGAACAAAUACCUAUAGAACUUACGUACUUGAAACUUAUUAAACUAGAUAUCAGUGGUAACAGAAUAUCAUUUUUACCUAAUGAAUUGAGAAAAAUGAAGACUUUAGUCGAGCUCAAACUUUUGGAUAAUCCUUUAACUUCGCCACCCGCUGCGGUGAGCAGGUUAUUUGUGUUCAUAGAUGGUAACAUUUGCAAAAGAUAUUCAAAAAAAAUGGGAAACCAAAUAAUGAGUAAUGUACCUAAUGGCAGAUACUUACCUGCCGCUGUCAUUUUAAACACCAGUGUUAAGUAUUCCGUCCCGUUUGUUGUUAGACUGUCGAAGACAAGAGAUGGCAGUUCUUAA
Molecule: messenger RNA, 753 nt
Organism: Copidosoma floridanum
Lineage: Eukaryota; Metazoa; Arthropoda; Insecta; Hymenoptera; Encyrtidae
Gene: Lrch
Product: Leucine-rich-repeats and calponin homology domain protein
Cellular component (GO): cytoplasm
Molecular function (GO): protein binding
Source: RefSeq, a predicted model, not a curated record